Mycosarcoma maydis (corn smut) is the source of this 4122-nucleotide messenger RNA. RefSeq lists its product as uncharacterized. The record is from RefSeq and is a predicted model, not a curated record. Gene Ontology annotation, molecular function: calcium ion binding. Gene Ontology annotation, cellular component: membrane. The coding region runs from base 1 to 4122 and encodes 1373 amino acids. Lineage: Eukaryota; Fungi; Basidiomycota; Ustilaginomycetes; Ustilaginales. The transcript has 2 exons.
AUGGACGCUGCUCCACCACAAUCACAGCAGUCUGUCCCACCUUCAGGAUUCGAAACGCCGCUCAAUCUCUCCACGGAUACGCAGCAGCAGCAGCACUUUCAGCAUCAGCAGCAACAGCAGACUCCUUCGGCUGUAUCGUCGCCUGUCACAGCAAGGCAGAUCGGGCCGCAACCCUCUGGUGCUGAUGCUACUAUAUGCGGCCAGCCAUCGCAAGCGUCAUCCGCUUCGCUGCAGCUCCAAACGCAAAACCUCACUCCAACGACAUACGCAUCCUUGGCUUCGCCCAUGCAGCCGCAAGCCAAUGCCCAGCAACCGCACAUGCACCAGCCGUCGUUGCAACAUGUGCAGCUCGAACCGCAAGAACAGCAGCGGUCCGAACAGACAACCCAGCAGCAGCAACAGCAGCAGUCCGGACAAGCGCCUCCGCACUCGCAGAUGAUGCCCGCGCAUUUGUCGCAGCAAGCACAACCACUCCAUUCUCAAUCAGCGGCCCCAGUUGCAGCCCCCAACGUACCUGUGUCUAUGGCCGACGACGCUGCUAAGAACGGCAUGUUCGCCGCUAUGUCCCAACGACCACCCAUGGCAGCGCAUCAACGCUCUCUUUCUCUAGGUCUGCAUCUGCAUCAAUUGUCAUCUCUGCCCAUGCCUCAACACCCGAUUCCAGCUUCGGCCGAAAGCCUCCAGGCAUAUGCUUGGUCACCUGCUACCUCGCAAAACGAGAUGCUCAUGUCAGCUACCCCCACCCAACCCUCUGAGCGUUUCGCUGGUUCCCACCACCGAGCGGCUUCACAUAGUAUGACACACAACCCAGGUUUGGGUUUACAGCAGCUUGCCAUGAGUAUGCAUUCCGUGCCAUCUACGCCCAUUGAUAUGCCCCACGCACAGGCGCAAGCCAACGCUCACGCACAGGCCAAUGCCCAAGCGCAAGAACAAGCGCAGGCCUCAGUCCAAGCACAGGCUCAGGCACAGUCGCAUAUGCAAGCACAUGCCCAGAUCCAGGCACAGGUGCAAGCACAGGUACAGGCUCAGGCACAAGCACAGGCACAGGCACAGGCACAAGCACAGGCACAGGCACAGGCACAGGCACAGGUUCAAGCUCAGCUUCAAGCACAGGCACAACAAGCUCAAGCAGAAGCUCAAGCCGCUGCCAUCCAAGCUGCCGCAGCACCAACCCAGCGGCCUGCUUCUGAGCACUUGGAGCUGAUGAUGCCUACCUUGCCGCUUUUCCCCAAUCUUCGCAACCUUUUCCUGCCACUGGCGUUUGUUGCAACAGCAACGCAUCCGUCACAGCCACAGGCGCUUGCUCCUUCCUUGAUGCUCGAACAGAGUGUAUCGCCUCAACAGCAACAACAGCAGCAACAACAUCAGCAACAACAGCAGCAACAACAGCAGCAACAACAGCAGCAACAGCAACAACAGCAGCAACAGCAACAGCAACAGCAACAGCAACAGCAACAGCAACAGCAACAGCAACAGCAGCAACAGCAACAGCAACAGCAACAGCAACAGCAACAGCAGCAACAGCAACAGCACCAGCACCAGCAGCAACAGCAACAGCAACAGCCAACUUCUCAUCACGAGAUGCAGCCGCUGCCGAACCUAACACUCAGCCAAAUGAAAGCUGCAGACGGCGACGUGAUGCACAGUGGUCAAGUGAGCCCGACUGCGCGCAAGCGACCGGUUCAGUCUGACAGUGAUCUCUCCGAACAGCCGUUCAAGUCGCUGCGAUCAGAGACGACAACACCCAUCAAGCCCCCUUCGCCUAUUUCUUCUGCGCCACCGACCAUCGCAGGCUCCGAAACCCCGGCACAGAUGCAAACCUCAAUUCCCUCCCAAGGUAUGCCUGUGGCCCAAAUGGCAAAUGGCGUUGUCGCUGGGCCGUCACUCUCAUUGCUGCCUCAGGCGCCCGCCUCGCUCUCGAGUGGGAUGCAGUCGCUGAACGCAUCCCCCUCUACGCCACAGACGCCCUUCGAGUUUCCGCAAAGCCAGUCCUUCGCCGGUCUCAUAAACGGCAACACUAUGGCUCCGUUUAUGCCCUCCAGUCCAGCCAUUCAACAACAAGGCCACAUGCGCGGAGGCUCCCUGCACGAUGCUAUGACCAUGACUCCUCAGCCCGGACCGAAAGGGCAGAGCGUUGUCGAACCUCCAGUCAGCAGUGAUCGCGGUCAAUCCAAGAUGGCGCGAAGCGCCUUGCAGAUGUCGGCUAUCUCUAGCUCGAACACUUCCGCGAAUCAAUCCGCUGUCGACUCCGGACCAUCUUCGCCUGAAGAGUCAUUUAGCAAUGGCGACAGCGGAGACGAGGGAAACCAGGGCGGCGGCGACGAAAGCCAGCGUCACCUCACCAAACAUCGUCGACAUCGAAGCAGCGGCUUUUUCUCAAGCGGCGCUUCCUUUGAUUUUGGUGGUGUCGAUGAUGCGGCGGCCGGAGACAUGCCGAUGACCGGCGCAGAUAAGUACGGCGCAAGCGCCACCUUGUUGCCGGAGCUUCGCAGCAAGCUAGAUACCAUUUUCUACAGCUUUCUGAAUGCUGUCUGCUCCGAUCUCGAGAUCACUGACGACCGUGGCGAGCUACUGCAUCAGACUCUCAUGCCGAAAAAGAUGGCGAGGCUGGAUGAGUCGCCUGACUUUCGUCCGUUCAAAUUCCGUAUUCAGGCCUUCACCAACGCUUUCCAGGCCGAAGUGUAUCGCAAAGGCAUCACAGAGGCUGAGUGCUCAAGCAAGAAGAUCCGACAGUUCCUGUGGACGCAGCCCUGCAUCUCGCGAUUCAACGAGGAUGGCAAGAAGGCCAAGUCAAAGGGCAAUCAUAUCUGGAUCGUCGAGGCCAAAAAGAUUCCUGAAGGUGGCUGGGAAUUCCGCGAGUUCAGUCGCAAGAUCGCCGGAGCUCCAGAAAAGAUCGCCUACGUCGGCCUCGAGUGGAUCUGGCCGCUCAAGGUGUGGGAUCCGCAGGCGUCUUCGACCAGCAUCAAGGCUGUAUUCUCGUGCAACAAGGUGCCUUCGUGGAUCCAAUGGGAUGAGGAGAAGCGAGUGCUCUCUGGCGUGCCCACAACAGGCAGCGAGAGCGGGGAGGUGAGCGUCACUGCUCACUACGUGCAUGGUGGUCAGCUGCACCAGCUUCAACACUCGUUCCACUUGCAAGUGGCGUCGAUUGCCGCCGAAGAGCUGCAGGCAGACAAUGCUGGACGUUCGGCUGGCAACGGAGCAGAUGACGCUGCUCCAUCUGUGCCUUCUGUGGCUAUGUCUGAUAUGUUGCAACACGCGAUGCAGCCUGAUCUACCCGUCUCCGUCCACGCAUUCAUCAACGGUCAUCCGCCCGCGAAUUUCCCGAGCGAGUCGAUCAACCAUCAGAUUGUCGAGCCGUCCAAGGUGCCUGCGGUGCUUAACGCGAUUUCUUUCCCCUUUACGCCGCCCGUUCACGCCGAUAUGCGUCCGCAGUAUUUCCAAUCGUUCAACAACGAAGCAGCCAUGUUGACACCGCAACUCUCGGAUGUGGCUGGCACAGCUGCGGAAGGCGGCAGAGGCAGCUCGCAGCUGUCGUCUGCCAUGGCUUCGCCCAUGCCCGCGCAGAUGAACCACAGCCCCUUCCAGAGUGGCUCGGCCCAGCAUAUGGUGGGCGCGCAGUCUCUGCAGGCACCCACAUCGUCGCAGGCACUUCAACAGCAGAUGCAGGCCAACGUGACACUACCUGCGCAGUCGGCGCCCAUGGUAGCAUCGCAGCCCGAGGGCGGCCAACCGAUGAACGGAGGCAAGGCAUCGAGCGAAGAGAUUCAUGUGCAUCAGGUGCGAAGCAUGAUCGAGAGGAAGCAGCAGGCGCAAGCGGCGAGCUUUAUGCUCUCGAUCCCAUCGCGCAAAGCGGUGAUUGCUGCUGAAGCUGCACGCCCUGCGUCUGGCCAAACGACGCCAAUGUCGGCGAUGCCGACGGACAUGGCGGCUCAUCUGCCUAGCCUGAGCUCGCUUGCUCCCAACGAGUCGCUUGCGAGCGGCUUUGCGCCGAACGUCAUCAACGGCGAUGCCAACGCUGCACUCUCUCCGGGUUUGAACAUGAACUUUGACGCGCUGGGCGACUCUGGCAUGCAACUGGCGUUGCAGAACGAUAUGUCAAACCAGUCGCAACAGGGUCAGUAA